Messenger RNA from Scleropages formosus (Asian bonytongue), 3331 nucleotides. RefSeq names its product solute carrier family 26 member 2 (gene slc26a2). Lineage: Eukaryota; Metazoa; Chordata; Actinopteri; Osteoglossiformes; Osteoglossidae. Gene Ontology annotation, molecular function: secondary active sulfate transmembrane transporter activity. The record is from RefSeq and is a predicted model, not a curated record. Gene Ontology annotation, biological process: sulfate transmembrane transport. The transcript has 4 exons. The coding region runs from base 271 to 2625 and encodes 784 amino acids. Gene Ontology annotation, cellular component: membrane.
GAGCUGGUGCUCAAAGAGGCCUUUGUGUGGGGCUAUGAAUGGGUGCGAGUGUGCGUGUGGAGUGGUGUUCACUUAAAGCAGCGUAUCCAUGAUUCUGCGAGCUUGAGGUAGGUCACGCAGCCCUCCUACAGCCUCCUGAAAUAUGCCGCAUGUUCAAGUGCAACAGUGUUUGUUCCCCCAGAAGGCCAUAACCUCAGGUUGGGUUCAUCCAUCUACAUUCACAUCCUCCACUGCACCCUGAAGGACCCCAUUCAUUGAGGUACGGCGCACAUGUUUUGUACAGUGGGUCCGUUAUCUAAAGCUGAGGUGGUCCAGCUUCAUGCAGAUUUUCCGCAGCCCACGGAAACGCUGCGUUCAAGUGCCGCGGUGUCCGUUUCCACCACGGGUUCAUUAUCUGGGACUGAAGGACGUCCUGCUGUGUCUGCUGGAUUCUGGGAGAAUCCGCUGUUUCGCCGUGAGAAGCACGUUGUCGUGGAUAGGAAUCCCUCUGUUCCACAGCAUCUCGGAAGGUCUUUGCCAGCAAGGGCAGAAGUGGCCAAAAUGGCAGAUGAGGACCAAGACGGAGUUGCAGAGGAUGACCUGACCACUGUUGAGCCACAUGUGCCCUUUGUCCUGGAGGCUUGGGAGAAGGAAGAGGAGAGCUGGCGGAUGCUAGUGAGCCGGAAGCUCAGGAAACAGUGUGCCUGCAGUUCAGCCCGGACCAAAGGGCUGCUGCUGGGCUUCUUCCCAGUGCUGAGCUGGCUGCCGCGCUACCGCUUCCGGGAGUGGCUGCUAGGGGACGUGAUGUCGGGUGUGAUCGUGGGCAUACUGCUUGUGCCUCAGUCCAUUGCCUACUCCCUGCUUGCGGGCCAGGAUCCCAUCUAUGGGCUUUACACCUCCUUCUUUGCUGGCAUCAUCUACAUGGUGCUCGGCACUUCUCGCCAUGUCUCUGUGGGCAUUUUCGGGGUGCUCUGCCUCCUGGUCGGGCAGGUGGUGGACAGGGAGCUUGAUGCGGCUGGAUUUAACGUGUCUGCUCCCUCUGGGAACCUGACUGCAGGGCUCGCCUGUGACCGCAGCUGCUAUUCCAUCAUUGUAGGUGCGACCGUCACCUUCAUGGCUGGAAUAUUCCAGGUGCUAAUGGGGCUUCUUCAGGUGGGCUUUGUGUCUGUGUUCCUCUCCGACGCUCUCCUCAGCGGUUUUGCCACAGGUGCCUCCCUCACUAUUCUGACCUCACAGGUGAAGUACCUGCUGGGGCUCAAUCUACCCAGAGCUCAGAGUCCAGGCUCCUUGAUUAAGACCUGGGUCUUACUGGCCCAGAACAUUGGCCAGACCAACAUUUGCGACCUGGUGACCAGCUUGCUAUGCAUGCUUGUGCUGGUACCUGCCAAGGAGCUGAAUGACCGAUUCAAGGCCAAGCUGCGGGCACCCAUUCCCUUCGAGCUCUUUGUAGUCAUCGCCGCCACUCUGGCCUCCCACUUCGGCCACUUUGAGGAACGUUUUGGCUCCAGUGUAGCUGGCAACAUCCCCACGGGCUUCAUGCCUCCCCAGCUGCCAGCCUGGUCCCUGAUCCCCAACGUGGCUAUGGAUGCCCUUUCCAUGGCCAUCAUUGGCUUCGUCAUUACUGUCUCGUUGUCAGAGAUGUUUGCCAAGAAGCAUGGCUACACAGUGGUCGCCAACCAGGAGAUGUAUGCCAUUGGUUUCUGCAACAUCUUGUCAUCCUUCUUCCGCUGCUUCACUACUAGUGCUGCACUGACAAAGACGCUGGUGAAGGAGUCCACAGGCUGCCAAACGCAGCUGUCAUCGCUGGUCACGGCACUUGUGCUGCUGCUGGUGCUGCUAGUCAUCGCGCCGCUCUUCUAUUCCCUGCAGAAGUGUGUCUUGGCUGUCAUCAUAGUGGUGAACCUUCGGGGGGCGCUCACCAAAAUCUGUGAAGUGCCUCAAAUGUGGAGGGUGAACCAUGUGGAUACCGCCACCUGGCUCAUCACCAUGGGAACCUCUGCUCUGGUGAACACAGAGCUGGGCCUGGUUGUCGGGGUGCUCGUUUCGGCUUUCUGUGUGUUGGGCCGGACCCAGCGUGCUCCUGCCGUGCAGCUCGGCCAGGCUGACCUCCCGGAGCUUUAUGAGGAUCUGGCCUCCUACAAGGGGCUGCACACGCACAGGGGGGUGGUGGUCUUCCGCUAUGAGGCCCCCAUUUACUACGCCAACCAGGUCCUGUUCAAGCGAAUGCUUUACCGCCGUGUGGGUCUAGACCCACUUGUGGAAAAGGCUCGGCGUAUGAAGCAGGAGAAGCAGGACAGGAAACGGGACAUGCUGAAGCCAAGUGCCGGGAAGAAGGAAGUGCCCACCUGUGUCUUCCUCCCACAGCACACCUCAUUUCACACCCUGGUGCUGGACUGUGCGCCCGUGCUCUUCUUGGACACGGCCGGGGUGAACGCACUGAAGGAGGUGGCCAAGGACUACAACGAGCUGGGGAUCCGCCUGGUCCUGGCCCGCUGCAGUGCAUCUGUGCUGGACUCCCUGCGCAGGGGGGGCUAUCUGGAUGCUGAGGCUGAGGGCCCCCCCAAGGUGUUCUUCACUAUCGGUGACGCAGUGCAGUAUGCACAGAGCCUGGCGUCGCAGAACGGCAACUGUGAAGCUUCCUGCUAAAAAGUGGAAGGAGGUGGCAUGGGGAGGGGGGAAGGUUAACAGUUGCACAUUACAUGCAUUAAACCAAAAACAGAUAAUGUAUUUAUAAUGAUUAAUUUUAAUAUAUUUAUGCUGUACGUCUAUGCAUACGUCCAGAAUGAUGUCUCUAAACUGGUUGUUUCAGCACAGUGGCUAAAGAGCUUGAGCAAGGAUGUGAAGGGUUAUUCUUUUUCUCUUCUUUUCCUGGUUAAACUGAAUGGGGUUCACUGUGUGUAGGAGUGCUUCCUCACCACUCAGGCCCUCUUUCCAUCUUUAUGUUCAUCUCCAGUCUCUGCUUUUUUACCCUUGUCGGUCUCGUUCCACUUGAACGUAGGCGGUCUGGACCCCCUGUCCUGCCGAGACGUGACGCUCGGCUAACGGCCUUAAUUAAACGGUUCUGGCUGAAUGGACUAAGUGCUUCCAGAGAUGGAAACCGUGUGUGUGCUCCAAUCUCCCUCAGCCUGGUUCAGGGAGCACUGAUUUCCAGUCUGCCCGCAUCAUUCCCUUUACAUAGCAGCUUUUAUAGCUGUUCUGCUGCGAUCGUCUUGCUGGUUCGUGGGCCACAGCAACAGCAGACCAAGCAGAGUCCUGGAGAAACAGCGGUGAAUGUGUAGUUGCUUCCGCUCAGGUGAUCCAAGGGUUAGAAGUGGAACUGGUGGUGUCUUUUUUUUUUUUUUUUUUUUUUUUU